AUGGGGCUCCAAGCUGGGAUGCGCCUUGCCCUCCUGCCCGUGGUGGUGGUGAUGCUUCUCUUCUGCGCGAGCCCAGCAGCAUCUGCUGCAGGAUUGCCCAGCGGGUUCCCCGCAGACUGCAGCCGCCUUCACAGCAGCAGCCCCAGUGGGGUCUAUGUCAUCCAGCCAGCGGGGUCUACCCCACGGGUGGUUUGGUGCGACAUGGACACCGAAGGCAAGGGCUGGACUGUUGUCCAGAGGAAUACUUACGGCACAGAGAUCACGUGGAAGGAGUCCUGGACCACCUACAAGUACGGCUUUGGGAACGUGAGGGCAGAUUACUGGCUGGGCACUGAGUACCUGCACCUGCUCACGCAGCAGAACACCUACAAGGUCCGCUUCGUCGUGCAGGAUAAGUCCAAUGUCACCCACUACGCUGAGUACAACAUCUUCAGCGUGGAGAGUGAGGCCAGCGGGUACCCUCUGAGGCUGGGCAGGUUCUCUGGUGAGGGCGAGGACUAUCUGACCACCUACAACAGCAGAUAUGGGGGCAUACAUGACAACAUGAAGUUCAGUACCACUGAUAAGGACCAGGACCAGGCCAGCGGGAACUGUGCCAACAGCUAUGGGGGGUGGUGGUAUAAUAACUGUCAAAGCAUGCUGUUCAAUGCCAAGGGCUACAUCGUAUGGCCGGGAGUCUGCAGUAGGGGUGACUGCACAUCUUCCCUCAUCCUGGUGAAACCCACAGAUGUGUGCUGA
This is a messenger RNA of Tinamus guttatus (white-throated tinamou), 738 nucleotides long. The record is from RefSeq and is a predicted model, not a curated record. NCBI's taxonomy places the organism in Eukaryota, Metazoa, Chordata, Aves, Tinamiformes, Tinamidae.